Seminavis robusta is the source of this 1350-nucleotide messenger RNA. NCBI's taxonomy places the organism in Eukaryota, Bacillariophyta, Bacillariophyceae, Naviculales, Naviculaceae. The record is from the annotation of a GenBank genome assembly.
AUGGCACAUUCACAGAAUGAAGACAUUUUGGUGAUCCCUUUUGGACGGGGUUCCUUCACUGGCACCAGUCCUACACCCAAGGAAUCUUUUGUUGUCAUGGUUGGUUGGACUCAUCUCGACAAUAGUCAAUACAUUGACAUAAUUGAUGAUCUCAAGAGUUGGAAAGAGGUUAUCGCGUUGGCCCGAAAUUGUUCUCCAGACCUGAUUAAGCAAAAGAACGGCCUACACCAUGGAACGCACGGUGAGAUGUACUCCUAUGGCUGCAAGGGUGCCUAUGGAAUGUCAGAAAACGACUGCUCCAUUCUACCCUUUGCCAACAAUGACCCAGAGAUGGCAAGGCUUGUUGCAGAUUGUCUUGGCCAGGAAACUCAAUAUGUGAAACAACAGUGGCGAGCAAUGUUUGGAGGAAACAUGAUACGGGACUCUACCAUGCCUUUUGAGAUCCUGCAAGAGGCAGCUUUCAGAGCAAAUCCCAACCUCAAGGAAGACAUCACACCUGUGCUUGGAUCAUACAAUGCUACGACUGUUCUGUUUGUCAAGUCCUUUACCAAAGUCAUCCACCGUGAGAGGGACCAAACAUAUGGUUUUAUCAGGUUUCCGUCACAGCGCACUGGCUGCUACCACUAUUACUUCCACAUCCGUCUCGAUGAAUCAGACAGUUUCUUCAUUCCUGCUGCAGUUGGAGAUCAAGAAAACUUCAGCCUCUCCCCCUCAAUGGAGCUACUGUUCGGCCCCUACUUUGUCAUGCACCAUCAGGUAAAAGUUCCCAAGGGAAUGGAUCCUGCCGAUUGCUUUGGCAAAGUGCCUGAGGAACUCAGAGCUUGGAGCAGGAAAGUUUGGGAGACCAGACAGAAGAAGGAUAAUAAGCAGGCAGAGGAGACGAAGGAUGACUAUGCUCUUGAGGAAGGACAGGUUGAUGAAGACAACAAGGCAGAACGAGAUACUCUUGAGGAAGGUCCGGUUGACGAGGCAACCGAGGCUGAACAAGAUACUUUUGAGGCAGAUGCGAUUGAUGAGCAGAAUGAGGCUGGCCAGCAAACAGUAGAGGAACGGAGACGUCGAGCUGGUUGGAUGGUUGCCAGGGCAACGCACCAUGGUUCCACCCAUUUUGCUCCUGCUAGGGCAAUCCCAACAACAAAGUCCGACGGAAUGGAGCAAGAUCAAUCAAACGGAACAGUUGAUCUUGCUUUUCUAGUUAGUGCUGCCCUCGGGAUACCAUUGAGCUGUUAUGGCUGGAUUGGUUGGACGCAUUGGACUGAAUUGUUUCAAGAGUCGGGUGGUGCGGCGUGUUGUUGCGUCGUCGUGGCAUCCCUCGAGGGAUCGCUGCAGUUGGCACGAUGUGGCCAGUAA